GCCAAUUAAACAUAGCGGAAAAUCCAAAAUGACAAAUCCCAAGUUCUAUCCAAAAGAAGAUAAAACCCGUGGGUUGAUAUAUGCAAGGAAAUUCCCAAUAUGAAGGAGUAUGCUAUGAUAUACUCUAAUAUAUCAUAUUAAACAAAUACAUCACUGCCCGAUACUUGAGCAAAGAAGUCCAGAGACCUUGGGAUCAAUAUUUUUCAAGAAGAAUAUGAAGGCGUUUACAUUCCUGAUGCUAAGUUUUCGUUUCAUAAUAACGGUCGUAAACUCUACGAAUUUAAAAGUUGUAGAUGGAGAAUGUGUAUAUUCAAAGAUUGACCAAAUUACCAGCGCAAAGAUUAAUCAAACAACACAGAUUUGUUGCCGGAGAUCCGGUGUCCAUGCGAGAUAUCAAGAGGAAAUGGAAAUUGAUUGUUGUGGUGAGGGAAUUUACAAACCUCAAAUAGAGUUGUGUUGUAACGAGCAAGUGUAUGUAAAGGACCUGCAAACAAACUGUGAUUGUAAGUGUGGAAAAUCAACUUUUGAGAAGGACGAGAAUAGAAUAAAAUCUGGUGCAGCUAAAGGUUACUCACUACGGGCUCAUCAAAACCGGUGGAAAAAGUUGAACAGUUUGGAGAAAAGGUGCAGAAAGAAAUAUCCACGCAACUCUAAAAUUUUGUUUUGCAUCUGGAAACUACGGACAACGAAAUCUAAGAACAACAAACAUAUUUUAAUAUCCAUACUCAGUGGCAACUCCUUUUUUAUAAGAGUUUGAUUUGGAGCUA
This is a messenger RNA of Magallana angulata, 767 nucleotides long. RefSeq lists its product as uncharacterized. The coding region runs from base 215 to 757 and encodes 180 amino acids. The transcript is spliced from 5 exons. Lineage: Eukaryota; Metazoa; Mollusca; Bivalvia; Ostreida; Ostreidae. The record is from RefSeq and is a predicted model, not a curated record.